Molecule: messenger RNA, 2025 nt
Organism: Phytophthora sojae
Lineage: Eukaryota; Oomycota; Peronosporomycetes; Peronosporales; Peronosporaceae
Exons: 8
Coding region: 1-2025 (674 amino acids)
Molecular function (GO): oxidoreductase activity, acting on CH-OH group of donors; flavin adenine dinucleotide binding
Source: RefSeq, a predicted model, not a curated record
AUGGCCGCCAGCUUCAGCGACGAGCGCUCGCCGCUGCUGCCCUCGGGUGUCUCGCAGCGCAUCGGCCGCCGCACGCGCCUCCUCGUGAGCGGCCUGGCGCUGCUGCUGCUGUUCGCAGGCGCCGUGAGCUGCAUUGCGAUCGUGCUGCGGCUGCUGAAGGGGUCGGCGCAUGUAGCUGCGCCGUCGGUGAUCACGCCGCUGGUGCUGGAGGAAGAGGUAAAGACGCGUCGACGGUCGAAUCUGCGCGUGGUCUUCGAUGCCAUUGUGAUCGGCGGUGGACCGGCGGGCUCCGUGGUGUCCAAGCUGCUGAGCGACGAUCCCUGGCGGCGCGUGCUACUGAUCGAGGCGGGCAACGCGUCACAGACGGAGUUGGGUGGCAAGGUGAGGGAGGAGGAGAAGGAGGCGAUUGCGUCGCCACUGAAUGCCAAGGCCUUGACGCCGUUCGACGUGCCGUUCUACUGGACCAACGUGGCCAACACGCCGUCGCUGCAUUGGGCGUACCCGGACGUGAAUGUGGCCAAGGCGCUGGGCGGCUGUGGGAUCCACAACGCCAUGCUCUACGUGCGAGCGCUGCCAUCGGAUCUGGAGCGGUGGCAGAUGGACAAGUGGACGUGGGAGGAGGCGCUGGACAUCUACAUGACGAUCGAGGACUUCGACGGACCCAACUCGAGCUACCACAGCACUCAAGGGUUUCUCCGCACCAGUCCACCUGCAGUGGAGACGGCGCUGUCCAACGAGUUCAUUGAGGCGUGCGAGGAGUUGGGCAUCCCACGGACAGCGGACUUCAAUGCACCCGGUGGGCGGUAUGGGGCUGGGUACUACCACUUCAACACCCGCGACGGUGUGCGCGAGAGUGCCGCCAAGGCGUUUCUUGGGCCGAUGCUGGACACCAAGACGGGCAAGUCCACCAAGAGCAAUUUCCGCCUGAUGCUCGACACGACCGUAACGAGAAUCCGGAUCAACGAUAAUAACGUGACGGAAGGUGUGGAAGUUCGAUACAGCAACGGCACGGCGCAGCUCAUUCGUCUCGCAAAGCAUGGGGAAGUCAUCGUUACAGCGGGAGCGAUCAACACGCCCAAGAUUCUGAUGCUGUCUGGACUCGGGAAUCGCGACACGCUCGAGAAAGUGGAUCUUCCUGUGAAGAAGCACCUGCCGCGCGUUGGGAUGAACCUGCAAGACCACCCUGUCAUUGGAAUGACGUUCGAGUGCGAGUUACCCCGAGCCGUCGAUCUCAAGGCGGAGUUGGACUCGUAUUUCAAAGCCACCAACACAAAGCACACCAAUGCGUCCAGCUUUGGUCUAUUUGGCUCGGCCGGCAUUAGUGUUGGGGCGUUUCUGAUCCCCCCAGGCUCGACCAUACCUGAAAUCCAGCUCACACUGUUCCCACGCAAGUCCGAGCCACAUAUGUCGAACAGCGCGGAGCUCAAUCACGUGACGGAGGUGAUCAUCACGAUUGCGCUGCUUCACCCGCUUGCGCGCAAUCGCGUGGUGCUCGUUCACGACGAAGAUGCUUCCGUCGACGGCAACGACAUCGAUGACCACUUAAUCCCGCGCGUUGUCUCGGAGGUGCCGGAGCACAAGCCUGAACACCUUCGAGCAGGUGACGUCUGGAAGAUCACGUGGGCCAUUGGCGUGGUUCGAGAAAUUGCAGCAAUACUAGAUACUAACAUCAAUGCCUUGAAUGCUGUAUUAGACGAGAAGGACCUGAUCGGGAAGGAAAUCACCCCAGGCGCCGACGUCACUUCCUCGAAAGAUCUGGAGGAGUGGGUACUCAACUCGGUGUUUAGAAAUACGCAUUGGGUUGGCAGUGCGUCCAUGGCGACGUCAGAGGACGAGGGUGUCGUGGACAACCAUUUGCGCGUCUUCGGCGUCAAGAGUCUACGCGUAGCUGACGCGUCUGUCAUCCCUCUCAUCCCGAACGGCAACGUGCACUCGUCGGUGGUGAUGGUAGCAAACCGUGCCGCACAGAUUCUGCGUGAAGAUGAAGCAGACUACCGACGGCGCCACGCGCCACAUGCUGCGUAG